Pollicipes pollicipes is the source of this 1213-nucleotide messenger RNA. Its product is annotated as protein Wnt-5b. Lineage: Eukaryota; Metazoa; Arthropoda; Thecostraca; Pollicipedomorpha; Pollicipedidae. Gene Ontology annotation, biological process: neuron differentiation; multicellular organism development; canonical Wnt signaling pathway. Gene Ontology annotation, molecular function: frizzled binding; cytokine activity. The transcript has 8 exons. The coding region runs from base 54 to 1142 and encodes 362 amino acids. The record is from RefSeq and is a predicted model, not a curated record. Gene Ontology annotation, cellular component: extracellular region.
GCUGGGCCAUGUAGCGCCCGCUGACCUGGGACGGUGACGUCACAGCAGCACAGAUGGCGUCCGGGGCCCGCCUGUUCUCCGCCUGUGUCGGUCUGCUGCUGUCCUGCGCCGGCGCCAACUACGGCUCAUGGAUGAACCUCGGGAUGCAGGGCCUGGACGUCUGGAGAAACCCGCAGAUCUACAUGGUGGGGACGUCCCCCCUGUGUGGCCAGAUACGGGGCCUCAGUCCGGGACAGAGGAAGCUGUGCCAGCUCCGUCAGGACCACAUGCGGAGCGUGGGCCGCGGCGCCCGGGCAGGCAUCGCCGAGUGUCAGCACCAGUUCAGCAGCAGCCGCUGGAACUGCUCCACCGUCGACGACUCGUCCGUCUUCGGGCCCGUCCUGCAGAUCCCGUCCCGGGAGGCGGCGUUCGCGCACUCGAUCGCAGCCGCCGGUGUGGUGAUGUCGGUGUCACGCGCCUGUCGGGAUGGCCAGCUGGCCUCCUGCGGCUGCUCCCGGUCAGCACGACCGGCUGACCUUGACCCCGACUGGACCUGGGGCGGCUGCGGCGACAACAUCCGAUACGGAUACAGAUUCGCCACCAACUUCGUGGAUAUUCGGGAGAGGGAGCGGAGAUACAAGAGGGGCUCCGUGAAGCAUGGCAGAUCGCUGAUGAACCUGCACAAUAACGAAGCAGGACGCCGGGCGGUCAUCGACCUGACGAAGGUCAACUGCAAGUGCCACGGUGUGUCGGGCUCCUGCUCCACCGUGACCUGCUGGCAGCGGCUGCCGGCCUUCAGAGAAGUCGGUGACACGCUGAAGGACAAGUACGACGGAGCGACGGAGGUCAAGGUCACUCGCCGCGGCCGGCUGCGCGUCAGAAACCGCCGGUACAGGAGGCCGACCGCCAACGACCUGGUCUACAUCCAGGAGAGUCCGGACUACUGCAGGAGGAACGACACGCUCGGCUCGUCUGGAACAACCGGUCGCGCGUGCGAGCGAACUUCAAAGGGCACCGACGGCUGCGGACUGCUCUGUUGUGGCCGGGGCUACAACACCCAGCGCAUUACCGUCAAUGAACGCUGCCAGUGCAAAUUCGUUUGGUGCUGUAAGGUUCAGUGCCAAAGCUGUCUCCGACAAAAGACGGUGCACACGUGCAAGUGACCGCUAACGACACCUUUCGGACGAAAGCGAACUGUGUAAAGGUGGCGCUAGGUGUCCGGGUACCCGACCGC